Gracilinanus agilis (Agile Gracile Mouse Opossum) is the source of this 4501-nucleotide messenger RNA. It is a transcript of the gene ANKRD13C, whose product is annotated as ankyrin repeat domain 13C. Gene Ontology annotation, cellular component: cytoplasm. Gene Ontology annotation, molecular function: protein binding. The record is from RefSeq and is a predicted model, not a curated record. NCBI's taxonomy places the organism in Eukaryota, Metazoa, Chordata, Mammalia, Didelphimorphia, Didelphidae.
GAGCCCGGUGACGACGAGGCGGCCGCCGCCCCUGGGCCCUUCACGGCGGCGCGCGGAGCCGGACCAGAUGGCCGGUCGGGGCACCGCGGGAGCGGCCACCCCCCGCCCGUGCCCUCGCAGCCUCGGCUGCCGCCGCAGGCCCUGGCCAGCUACGGCUCGGCCUCCAGCGUCGCGGCAGGCGCAGCCACUGACUCCCGGCGAGGCUAUUCUCUACCCCGUGCACGAGUGCGUGUUCAAGGGCGACGUGAGGAGGCUCUCGUCCUUGAUCCGGACCCACCACAUUGAUCAGAAGGACCUUCAUGGAAACACUCCUUUACAUCUUGCUGUGAUGUUAGGAAAUAAAGAAUGUGCCCAUUUGCUUUUGGCCCACAAUGCUCCAGUAAAGGUGAAAAACGCUCAGGGAUGGAGCCCUCUGGCAGAAGCCAUCAGCUAUGGAGACAGACAGAUGAUUACAGCACUUUUAAGGAAACUUAGGCAGCAGUCCCGGGAAAGUGUGCAAGAAAAGCGACCUCGAUUAUUAAAAGCCCUGAAAGAGCUAGGUGACUUUUAUCUAGAGCUUCACUGGGAUUUUCAAAGCUGGGUGCCUUUACUUUCCCGAAUUCUGCCUUCCGAUGCAUGUAAAAUAUACAAACAAGGUAUCAAUAUCAGGCUUGACACAACUCUCAUAGACUUUACUGACAUGAAGUGCCAACGAGGGGACUUGAGCUUCAUUUUCACUGGUGACGCUCCGCCCUCUGAAUCGUUUGUAGUGUUAGAUAACGAACAGAGAGUCUACCAGAAAAUCCGUCACGAGGAUUCAGAGAUGGAAACAGAGGAAGAAGUUGAUAUUUUAAUGAGCAGUGAUAUUUAUUCCGCAACUUUAUCAACCAAAACCAUCACUUUCACACGUGCCCAAACAGGAUGGCUUUUCCGGGCAGAUAAAACAGAAAGAGUGGGAAACUUUCUGGCCAACUUUUACCUGGUGAAUGGACUUAUUUUAGAAUCCAGAAAAAGGAGAGAACAUCUUAGUGAAGAAGAUAUCAUUCGAAAUAAGGCCAUCCUGGAGAGUUUAAGUAAAGGCGGAACCUUAAUGGAACAGAACUUUGAGCCGGUCCGAAGACAGUCGCUGCCGCCGCCCCCGCCGAACACCAUCACGUGGGAGGAAUACGUGUCCGCGGAGAGCGGGAAAGCGCCCCACCUGGGCAGGGAGCGCGUGUGCAAAGAGAACAAGAAAAUGUUCAAAGCCACCAUCGCCAUGAGCCCGGAGUUCCCCCUCGGGAUUGAGUCGCUGCUGAAUGUCUUAGAAGUCAUCGCGCCCUUCAAGCACUUUAACAAGCUGCGAGAGUUCGUGCAGAUGAAGCUGCCGCCCGGCUUCCCCGUCAAGCUCGAUAUCCCCGUGUUUCCCACCAUCACAGCCACUGUGACUUUCCUGGAGUUCAGAUAUGCCGAAUUCGACGAGGCCAUCUUCAUUGUCCCCGAAGACUACAAGGAGGAUCCAAACCGGUUUCCUGACCUUUAGCUCACCUGGAGAACUCGCCGUCCCAGCUUCGCAGCGACAGCCAGUGGAUGCAGAGAACCCAGCACGUCGGUCCAGAUGGAGGGAAAGGGCGCUCCGAGUCCUCUGUGGCCGAGCGGCGCUCGGGGCCCGGCUCGGGGCUCGGGGCUGCCGCGGGGGCUGCCGUCGGCUCGGACGCUCGGACAGUAGAGCAGCAGCUGGCACGGAGACCCUCCUGGGCUGCCCACGGGGGAGACGGGGGCCCUCUGGGUGUGCAGCCCUCCGGGCGGCGGAGAGGUCCUUCGGGCUCACUGGAACGCACGCUGGGCAGCCGCUCAGCCUCUGGAUGCCUGUCAGACGUAUCGAAGCAGAAGGGAUGCCCUUUGCUGUAGACGAGACGACCGAAUGGUGACCAUUAAACAGUUGCAUUUUCACGUUGCAAUACAUUUCCGAACUAGCAUUCACUCUGCAGGGAAUACGGUACCUCCUGUAGCACCUUCGUGCAACUCCGUGUGGUGCUAUUCAUGUUUUUAUCGGAAUUCUCCAGUGGAAACGUUUCUUACUCAUCUGCCGCCGCCGCCGCCGCCGUCUCGAGCUUUCUUUUCUAAUCUGUGUUCAUGGUAACGUGUUGGCUAGCAUGCUUGCAGACGUUCAUCUUCCAAAUCAUAGCACUUUCCAAAAAAGAACCCAAACCUUGUGAAAUUGGCCUCCCUUCGGGGCGCCCCCGUGGCCGCCGUCAGGGCAAACGUGUCCCAGAGCCCCUAAAGCGCUUCGGUCCAACUCCAGAAAGUUGGGGCUCGUUUCCUUUAGCCGCCGCUAGGAAAGGCUCCCGAUCGUGUUGUCUAGUGUGCGAUCAUGGAUUCCCCGGUUUCUCAUUGAAAUCUUUCCUAUGAUUCCAAGUUGGUUGGAAGGUCCAAAGUGGAAAAUCACUGAGAGUUCCGCCGGCCGGCCGCUCCGCGGGGAGGUGGGAUGCGCUUGCCGUGAGCAGGCGCCGGGCGGCCCCCAGAUCGGCUCCCCGAGGCGGCCCCCAGGCGGCCCUCUGCCCAUGAGGGCUUCGCUCGUGGAACACGUGGCCGGGAGGCCCGCGAGUCCCCACUGGGCAGAGUCCGCUCUGCUCCUUCCCGAUGGCCCGAGGUCUUUAGCCUUUUACCCCGCCAGGAUCCCCACAAAAAACAAACCCUGGACCAAAUGGCCGUCCGGCCCCCGGGGAGCCGAGGAGCCCGUGCGCUCUCCCGGGACGGCGAGACGGGGCUGGCUGGACACGGAGGCCCCGCAAUGGAGGAAACGUUUUUAAGGGAGCGCCGAGGCUGCUUUCUCCAUUUCAGUGUAUAGGACUGCGUAGAUGUUCACAUUUUAAUAUUAAGAAAGGAAAUAAUUUUUAUAGUGCAGAAAACAGUAUUCAUGGUUCCAUUUUUUAAUGAUCAUUACUAUUGUACGUGGCUUCUUGGACCUUGGGGAAACGGGGGUUCGUCGGCGCCUCCCUUGAUUGCAGGAAGAAAAGCUCAUUUCUCGGCGCGUCUCCCCUUCGGCUCGGGGAGCCCCGGUGAGGUCUCUCCGAGGUCUGCCACGGGGGCCGGAUCGGGCCGGGGCUGGCUUGGGUCUCCCGUGUUAGAAGGUGGUGCUUCACGCGGGCCGUCCGAGGGGUGGGGGGAGGAGGGGGGUCCCGCCUCGUGGGUCAGCCUGUCUGUCUGUCUGUCUCCUGGAACUGUGAAUCCUUUACUGGGCUCUACUGGAAGUAGAAAAACUACUGAACACGUUUGCACUUAGACUUGUUUUGCACACAUUUGUACUCUAAGAAACACAGACCCUCGGUUCCACCGUGCUGCCAUCUUCCCAGCCACACAGGACAGACGGACGCCCCAUCCUUCUUCCCGUGGCAGCUGUUAGGAAUCCGCUCUGAUGCAAAUAAACUUUUCACAGUAUUCACAGAUUCUCAAAAAUGUGAUUUUUAAAUCAAGUUUCUUAGGGAAGCCCCGUUUCCAGUGAAAUGGCCAAACCUUAAAGCGUAGAUGGUGUCACAUGACUCAGAGCGGGCAGCGGCAGGCUCAGGAAGUUUUAGGAGGGUCUCGAGGGACGACGUGCACCCACGGGGCAGGGGGGUGGUCUGGGCUCGCCCUUCAGCCCUGGGGGCCCACCGAGCUCCUCGGACACCCCCAACACAUCCCUUCAUUUUCCCUUCUGCCCGGGGGGCUCAGGGGCCUUGCUUCAGUCCUGGGAGAAGCCGAGACCCCUGUGGGGAGCCUUGGCUGACCCCCGUCUCCCUAGCAGAUGCUCGGCGGCUUGAGAGGACGCGUGGAUGGGGGAGGGGCCCAGGAGUCGGGGUCGUCCUUGCUAGUUUUCAAAGAAAAAAACGGAGCCAGAAGCUGAGCAUCACCCAGCGCAACCUUAAUGUUAGGUUGUUGGGCGAGGCAGAGGGAGCCCAGUGGUUAGACAGGGCCCAGGGUUCAAAUGCAGCUUCUUGGCCGCCUGAGCCCCUGGCCGAGUCAUGGAACCCCGUUUGCCUGGCCCGUUCCCUUCUGCCAUGUCUGGCUAGACUGGCCCAGAGUGGCCGCGCUCUGGACAGAGGCAGCUUCUCCACCCGACCCUCCGCUUGCUCCCCCCCCAUGGACAGGCUCGGCAGAGGCAGGCAGGGAGACUCGGGAUUCUGGGUGGGAGGAGGUGGGUGUUUCGGCAUUUCAUGGCAAUAAUAAAAAACAAAACCCAAUAAAGUAGCUUCAAAAUAGUUUUGUCCAAGAACUGCCGAACGGCCACUUGCCGGGGGAGUAAUUUGGAGCAGAAUCUGCUGAAGGACUCGAGGGGCUCCUCCUGGGCUGGCUGGGCGGGGGGCGCCUUCUCCAGCCUCCUCUUCCCUCCUUUCCAAGCUGGGCCUCUGGCACUGCGGACCGACCGUGUGCCGGGUCCGGCCACCUUUUGUUUCCAAGUGACGGUCAUGUUCCAAAAAGGACUCUUGUCUCGGGUCUCGGCAACAUUUCUACGAGGACUUUUUUUUGUUAUUUAUUAUCAAUAAAAUCCUACGUUUUCCAAUGA